Molecule: messenger RNA, 5776 nt
Organism: Panicum virgatum (switchgrass)
Lineage: Eukaryota; Viridiplantae; Streptophyta; Magnoliopsida; Poales; Poaceae
Product: pentatricopeptide repeat-containing protein At1g74600, chloroplastic-like
Exons: 3
Coding region: 135-2585 (816 amino acids)
Biological process (GO): RNA modification
Molecular function (GO): RNA binding; protein binding
Source: RefSeq, a predicted model, not a curated record
AGGUCCCCUGCGCUGCGCCAUGGCCAUGGCGCCCUCUCAACAAGUGUAGCCUGGCAACCUCUCUCCCACCAGGGGGCUCCCCGCUCCACUGCUAGCCUGCUUAGAGCAUCUCCACACCGCAAGUCCGCAACGCAAUGCCCCCACCGCGGCCCCGCCUCCCCGCCUCAGCCCCACCCACCCCCGCCCCCGCCCGCGCGCUCUACUCGUCCUCCUCCGCUGCCGCGCGCGCCCACGACCCGCUCGACGGAAUGCCGCACCGCUGCGCCGCGGACCGCCUCGCGCACCUCCCCCCUGCGCUCGCGGGCUUCGUCCGCGCGCGCGCCGCGGGUGCGGCGGCCUCCGUCCCCUGCAGGUUCUCCUACGGGAACUCCCUCGCCGCCUGCGCCGCCUCCGCCUCGCCGCUCGCCUUCGCCGAGCAGCUCUACUGCGCCGCCUGGAAGGACGGGCUCUCGCGGGACGCCUACGUCUGCAGCGCCGCGGUCGACCUUCUCGCGAAGCACGGCCGCCUGGAGGAUGCACUGCGGGCCUUCGAGGACGGGGACCGCGGUAGCGUGGUCUGCUGGAACGCGGCCAUCUCCGGGGCGGUGCGUAACGGUGAGCACGCGCUCGGUGUAGAUAUGUUUAUUGAAAUGGUGAGGGGAUCCUCUUGCGGGCCAAACUCAUUCACGUAUUCCGGGGCGCUCAGCGCUUGCGCGGCUGGCGCAGAGUUGGGGGUUGGGAGGGCGGUGCAUGGCAUGGUGCUCCGUCGUGAUCCCGACUAUGAUGUCUUUGUUGGGACAUCCAUUGUUAACAUGUAUGUGAAAUAUGGCGAGAUGGGUGCUGCCAUGAAUGAGUUCUGGAGGAUGCCGAUCCGGAAUGUGGUUUCAUGGACAACUGCUAUCGCCGGUUUUGUGCAUUUGGAGGAGCCAACAAGUGCCAUGUUACUGCUCAGGGAAAUGGUCAGGUGUGGCGUGGCGAUUAACAAAUACACCGCUACGAGCAUAUUGCUCGCCUGCUCUCACAUGUCCAUGAUACGGGAGGCUAGCCAGGUGCAUGGCAUGAUAAUGAAGACUGAUCUGUAUUUGGAUCAUGUUGUGAAGGAGGCUUUGAUUUCCACAUAUGCAAACAUUGGGGCUAUUCAGCUGUGUGAGAAGGUGUUUCAAGAAGUUGGCACAGUUAGCAACAGAAGCAUCUGGUCGGCUUUUAUAUCUGCGGUUAGCAGCCAUAGCCUACAAAGAUCAAUUCUUCUGUUAAGGAGGAUGCUAUGUCAGGGCCUGAGACCGAAUGACAAAUGCUAUGUUUCUGUUUUCAGUUUUGUUGAUUCAAUUGAACUUGGCAAGCAGCUGCAUUCAUUGGUCAUAAAGGAUGGGCUUGUUCAGGCUGUUCUUGUGGGAAGUGCACUUUCCACCAUGUACUCCAAAUGUAAUGAUUUGCAGGAUAGCUACAAGAUUUUUGAAGAGAUGCAGGAACGGGAUAAAGUGUCAUGGACAUCAAUGGUUGCUGGUUUUGCAACACACGGUCAUUCAGUUGAGGCAUUCCAGGUGUUUAGGAAUAUGAUUGUUGAUGGUUUUACAUCAGAUGAUGUGUCCUUACGUGCCAUUCUUUCAGCCUGUAAUAUACCUGAGUGUUUGCUCAAAGGGAAGGAAGUUCAUGGACAUGUCCUUCGUGUCUAUGGAGGAACCACAUCCAUUGACCAUUGCCUUGUUUCCAUGUAUUCCAAAUGUCAAGAUGUACAAACAGCUCGAAGAAUUUUUGAUGCAACUCAAUGCAAAGACCAGGUCAUGUUAUCUUCAAUGAUUUCUGGAUACGCUGCAAAUAGUUAUAGUGAGGAGGCAAUCUCAUUGUUUCAACUGAUGCUAACAUCUGGUUUUCAGAUAGAUAGAUUUGUAUGCUCAUCAAUUAUUAGCAUAUGUGCUGACAUGGCAAGACCAUUCUAUGGUAAGCUAUUACAUGGGUAUGCAGUGAAAGUAGGCAUACUAUCUGACCUGUCUGUGAGCAGUGCACUUCUAAAGCUAUACUCGAAAAGUGGCAACCUGGAUGAGUCUCGUAAACUUUUUGAUGAGAUAAGUGAUCCGGAUUUAGUUACUUGGACAGCUAUAAUUGAUGGAUAUGCUCAGCAUGGAAGCAGUCAGGAUGCUUUGGUGAUGUUCGAUUUGAUGAUUAGAUGCAGAGUAAAACCAGACCCUGUCGUAUUUGUGAGUGUUUUGUCUGCUUGUGGCCGUAAUGGUUUGGUUGAAGAAGGUUUCAAAUAUUUUAAUUCAAUGAGAACUGUGUAUGGGGUUGAGCCAGUGUCGCAUCACUACUGCUGUAUGGUUGAUUUACUUGGUCGGUCUGGGAGGCUUGCAGAGGCAAAAAGUUUUAUUGAGAGUAUGCCUGUAAAACCUGACUUGAUGGUGUGGAGCACACUGCUUGCUGCUUGCAGAGUUCAUGAUGAUGCUGUACUUGGACGUUUUGUAGAAAAUAAGAUCCGUGAAGAAAAUUAUGAUUCAGGUUGCUUUGCUACUCUGUCAAACAUUCGAGCAAAUUCGGGAGACUGGGAAGGAGUAAUGGAAAUAAGAAAAUCAGUCAAGGAUGUGAAGAAAGAACCUGGAUGGAGUAUGUUGUAAGAAUAAAAAUGCUUCAAGAGAUAUAUUGUAUUUAUGAACCUGGAUGGAAAUAAGAAAUCAGUCAAAUAUGUUUUUUAUUCAAUUUACGAGAGUGGUAUGUUUUAAAUAAUUAUGAAUUGUCUACAAUUAUUUGGAGGAUGCUUUGAAAAUGCAGAAUUUGCUGGAAGAGUUCUACGAAACCAUGGUGUCCGUUAACCCAUGAUUCUUUGGAGUGCACGAGCACAUAUUUACCAGAAGUGUGUCGUCACUUGCAUGGUUUAUGUUGGACCAUGAGACCAGCUUUCUGACAGUUGGACAGAGGGUCCUAGCUAAUCCAUUCCAAUGAAAGAAAAUUCCAAGGCUCCGACUCCUCACCCUGCCUUGUUCUUCGAGCUGCUUUAAAACUGAGCGCCAAGGCGGAACCCUGCGCCACCAGCACAGAGAUAACACCCACUAAAAUCCCCCUCUGCCCUUCCAGCAUCCACAAAUGAGGCAGCCAUGCUCUCUCCUACUCUCCCUACCCUACUGUUCCUCCGCUGCUCCAUUGUGAUUCUCAAAUGCCUCCACCCGCCUCACCGGCCCCACCUGCCCGACGUCCGUGACGUCCGUGUCCUCUGCGGGGUCUUUUCUACUCGUCGGCCCCUUCCCGCGUACCCUACCUGCUUGAUGGAAUGCCGCACCAUGGCGCGGACCACCUCCUGCCAGUUCUCCUAUAGGAACACAUACUGGCAGCCUGCACCAACGCCUCUGGGACGAACGCCAUGGCGCUUGCCUUCGUUGAGCAUCUUUACUGCACUGCCUGGAAGGACAGGCUUCUGGUGAUGCGCACGUCUGCAGCACCGCCACGGUGAGCCUUCUUGCCAAAGCCGGCCACCUGGGCGAUGCUUUCGGGAGCUCGAGGAUGGAGAGAACUGGUGCAUUGGUGUUCUAGAUUGCGGUCGGCUGAUCAUCUCGGGGCUGGGGCAGAACGGCGAACAUGCACUAGCUCGCCAUUGUGAUAUUCAGCUAAAUUCGUUCACGUGCUCCAGGCCUCUCCGUGCAUGCACCGCAGCUUGGAGUUAGCAGCUGGGAAGGCGGUGCAAGGGAUGGCGCUCAGAUGGGACCCUGAUCACGUGUCGGGUAACAAAUACACGGCCAUGAGCAUACUGCUCAGUUCCUCAAAGAUGUAUAUGAUACGACAGGUAGCCAUGUCCAUGGCAGGAAUAUGAUGACAGACUGUUUAGGUUGUGUUGUCACAGAGGCUCUGAUCAAGGUAUAUGCAAAUGUUGGCGCUAUUCGGUUGUCCGAGAAGGUGUUUCAGAGAAGCUGGCAUGGUUAGCAACAUGUGUUCUUGUGGGAAUUACAAUUACUCUCCAUACUGUACUCUUAGGUGUGAUGAUUUCGGAAGAUAGCUACAAGGUCUUUGGAGGGAAGGAUGCAAGAACGUGAUUAAAUGCAAUGGACAACAAUGGUUGCUAGUUUUGUAUCAGAUGGUCAUUCAGUUGAGGCUUGAGGCAUUCCAGUUAAAAAAAAUAUGCUGAUGGAUUCACACCUGAUCCUGUGUUGUUAUCUGCUAUUGUUUCAGUUUUUAUGGACCAGAGUGUUUGCUCAAAAGGUGAUGAGACUCAUGGACAUGUCCUUCACAUCUAUGGGAAAAUCAUUGUUAAAAUGUUAAAUAUAUCAAAGGCCCAUAUAUUCUAGGCCCAUGUGCUCUCUCUUCAUAUGCACACCUAAAGACAAAUGGCUAGCAUCUUUUCCACAAAUCAUUCCAAGGUAACAUGGAUUAACCAUUGUUUUGUUUCCAUAUACUUCAGACAUUGAGAUGUUCAAAGAGUUCGAAGAAUUUUUGACGCAACUCCAUUCAAAGAUGAGGUCGUGCUAUCUGGAUAUACUAUAAAUGUUUUUAGUAAGGAGUGGAGCUGCUAUUCGACAUUUCUGUGGGAGGUGGAGGGCAAGGGAGAGAAUCACAUGGCAUGCUGCUGGUCCAAUCAUCUGGAGAAUCCACCUCUAAAUCAAAUGGAAAUUUUAUUUUUCGUUGACUUCCACACUCAAUGCCUGAACUGAAUCCAUUACUAGGUUUUCUUGAAUAUGGGUCAUCAUCUUUAUUUCCAACACCUCCAUUUGUGUCUAUACCCCAAUCAGCUGUGUAUCCAUAGGAUGGUUCAAGCUGUUCCAUCUCUGUGUUUGGCAAAGCUUCAUUCAUGCUAUUGAGUAUUCCAGGGGCCAUACUUAGAAGCACGGAUGUGACGGCUGAUGAUUUCUGGGGUGAUUGUGUUUCAAAUGGCAAGAUGAUCGUACUGCUAUGGAUGUCUUUCUCUGACAGUUGAGGUGAAGAUGGGCUGUGGUUGAAGUUAAUGAUUCUACAUGACGAGCCAUCUUGUGAACUGUUAAGCUUCUGCUGCUGCCGUCCCUGCAAACAAUGUUGGCUGUUGUAUUGAUUUGGUGAGCAAGAGGAGCUUUCCAAAGCAAAAUGGGAGGCUUGUAUGGACUGCAAAGCAGAUAGCAGCUCUGGCUCUGUCAUUGCAAUUGAUUGAGGACCCCAGGAGUGAGACAACACCCUUUGUGCCACAGAGCUAGGCUUUUUAAAUAUCCUGCAAAUAGCCCAUGAAUCCUGUUUGAUAAAAGAAAAUUAUGAGAACAAUGGGACACAUAGGUAUUUUCUUAACUUCUGUGCUAUAAUUGAAUGCUCAGAGUAAACUGCUUACAUUGGCUGGAAUAUUUUUGUCUUUUGGUGUUUUGGGAAGUGAGGGAUCAUUGAGUGAAGGCAUCCUGUACUCAUGCAUCAUCCAAUCUGUCUUGAUCCCUUUUGCUGCUCUCCCUUUAUAAAAGACAAGAGACUUCUUCAGGCCUAUGCACUUGGUUCCUUCGGAAGAGUAUAUGGGCCUAUCUGUUCCUGUUGCUUUCCAGAAUCCAGCUCCUGUGACUCUAUUUGGUCUAGCACUGUUCCUAUACUUCCGGUCCCUUGGGCAGUAAAAGUACAAUUCUUUCUCCCCGGUGCUUGCAAGCUCUGUGCAAGAGUAAUUCAACAAGAAUAUAUGGUUGCAGACAACAAAGGUGAAAAAUUAGACAUGAUGUAAGAUGUCAAGAUGGCAACCAUAGUAUUCUGAUGGGAACUUACUAUCUACUAGGUAUCUACUUUUUUUUUGAGGGAUACUAGGCAUCUAUUAGUUUGAAGAUGAACAGCUUGGAUGUGUUAAUAUACUAGUGAUAUCAAAGAAAAUGAAUGUGCACUA